Molecule: messenger RNA, 1660 nt
Organism: Suhomyces tanzawaensis NRRL Y-17324
Lineage: Eukaryota; Fungi; Ascomycota; Pichiomycetes; Serinales; Debaryomycetaceae
Gene: TUB2
Product: beta-1 tubulin
Exons: 3
Coding region: 20-1369 (449 amino acids)
Biological process (GO): mitotic cell cycle; microtubule cytoskeleton organization
Cellular component (GO): microtubule; cytoplasm
Molecular function (GO): GTPase activity; structural constituent of cytoskeleton; GTP binding
Source: RefSeq, a predicted model, not a curated record
ACAUUUCGAAAAGGCAGCAAUGAGGGAAAUUAUUCAUUUAUCCACCGGUCAAUGUGGUAACCAAAUUGGUGCUGCAUUCUGGGAAACCAUCUGUGGCGAACAUGGUUUGGACAGCAACGGUAACUACCACGGCACUGAAGAAAUCCAAAGAUCCAAGUUGAACGUUUAUUUCAACGAAGCCUCCUCCGGAAAGUAUGUUCCACGUGCAGUUAUGGUCGAUUUGGAGCCAGGUACCAUUGAUGGCGUCAAGACCUCCAAGAUCGGUAACUUGUUCCGUCCUGAUAACUUCAUUUUUGGCCAAAGCUCCGCUGGUAAUGUCUGGGCCAAGGGUCACUACACUGAAGGUGCCGAAUUGGUUGACUCCGUCAUGGAUGUCAUCAGAAGAGAAGCCGAAGGAUGUGACUCCUUGCAAGGUUUCCAAAUAACACACUCCUUAGGUGGUGGUACCGGUUCUGGUAUGGGUACUUUAUUAAUUUCCAAGAUUAGAGAAGAAUUUCCAGACAGAAUGAUGGCUACUUUCUCCGUUGUUCCAUCCCCAAAGCUUUCCGAUACUGUCAUUGAACCAUAUAACGCCACUUUGUCUAUCCAUCAAUUGGUUGAAAACUCCGAUGAGACCUUCUGUAUUGAUAACGAGGCUUUGUACAACAUUUGUCAAAAGACCUUGAAGUUGCCAACUCCAUCCUACGUGGAGUUGAACAACUUGGUUUCUUCUGUCAUGUCGGGUGUUACUACCUCUUUACGUUACCCAGGUCAAUUGAACUCUGAUUUGAGAAAGUUGGCUGUUAACUUGGUCCCAUUCCCAAGAUUACAUUUCUUCAUGGUCGGUUACGCUCCAUUAACUUCUUUAGGUUCUCAAUCUUUCAGAUCAUUGACUGUCCCAGAGUUAACCCAACAAAUGUUUGACUCCAAGAAUAUGAUGGCUGCUUCUGACCCAAAGAAUGGUAGAUACUUGACUGUCGCUGCCUUCUUCAGAGGUAAGGUUUCCGUCAAGGAAGUUGAGGAUGAAAUGCACAAGGUCCAAACCAAGAACUCCUCUUACUUCGUUGAGUGGAUUCCAAACAACGUGCAAACUGCUGUUUGUUCUGUCGCUCCAAAGGAUUUGGACAUGUCUGCUACUUUCAUUGGUAACUCCACCUCUAUUCAAGAAUUGUUCAAGAGAGUUGGAGACCAAUUCAGUGCUAUGUUCAGAAGAAAGGCUUUCUUGCAUUGGUACACUUCCGAAGGUAUGGAUGAAAUGGAAUUCACUGAAGCUGAAUCCAACAUGAAUGACUUGGUUAGUGAAUACCAACAAUACCAAGAAGCCAGUGUUGAUGAAGAAGAGGAAUUGGAAUACGCUGAUGAAGCUCCAUUAGAUGACCAAUUAGAGUAAAUGCCUGGUUAGGUGUUCUUUAUGUUUAUUUCUCUUUGCUUCUUAUAUAUAAUAGUUAAUUUAUACCCUACUGUUUGCAAGUAAAAGUUACUCACGGUUAUUGCUGGCCCACAAACCUUUUGAUUUGGUCCUUCUCUAUUUGCCCUACACCUGACAGUACAUUAAAUUCAAUGCAUCAAAUCAUAUUCGCAAUGUUGACGGAUCCAAAUUGCAACCUGAGCCCAAAUAGUCUACUAUUCAGCAGUGGAGUAACCAAGGUUAACUGAUUAUUGGUGUUCGUUGACUCGUGCC